AUGGAGAGCCAAGGUAACAACCGAGGAAAAGGCUUGGCUAUCAAAGCUGGAGAUCAAGAAGACUCUGAAGUUGAUGAAGAAGAGGUUGCUAUGCUGGUGAGAAGGUUCAAAAGAAUGUUCAACCGAAACAACAAGUCAAGGAAGUUCACCAAGAAACCCUCUACUUCAAAAGCUGACUCUGGUUGUCACAAAUGUGAAUCUCUAGAACACUUUAUUCGUGAGUGUCCACUUUGGGAUACAGAGAAAGACAUUAGGAAGGCUAUGAUUGCUGCCUGGGGAGAUUCUGAAAGUGAGGAUGAAGAGAAAAAACCUGAAGAAGAAACAACUCAUCUAUGUCUGAUGGCCAAACGUGAUGAAAAGGCUUACAACGAUGAGCUUGCUAAAGAGGUAUUCCUUGAUCGUAAUGUGCUUAAAACUUAUAGUAAAGAUGCUCUCAUUGAUUUAGUGUUUGAAUUGGAAGAUGACUGGACUCACACUAGUAUUCGUCUAAGUGAAAGUCAAAGAGAUCUCAAAGUCUACAAGGAACACAGUGCGUGGAUUGAGAAUCAACGAAAUGAUGUUCAAAGUAGAUUUUUUGAACUUUUUGACAAAAAUCUUCUCUUAAAAGAAAUGAAUGAGAAACUCAAGUUUGAAAAUAUCAUGGUUAAUGUAGAACAGACUCAAUAUAAACUUGCUAAUGCUGAAGUGUCUCCGAGUUCCUCCUCUGAAUCUUUGCCUAAAUUUAAUGAGAAUUUUGAAAAAUUAAAAUAUGAUCUUGACGAGUUAAGAAUUGAAAAGGUCCUAGUGAGGGGGAACAACACGUGGUACCUCGACAGUGGUUGUUCAAAGCAUAUGACAGGAGAUAAAUCAAAGUUUCUCUCACUAGAGGCCUAUCCAGGAGGAACUGUGACCUUUGGAGACAACAAAAAGGGUGAAGUAAUUGCUAAAGGAAAAGUAGGAAGGUGCUUUGUUCAUAAUAAUGGGAAAAGGAACAUAGGAAAAUUUGAUGAAAGAAGUGAUGAAGCUGUGUUCCUUGGCUAUGCAUUAAAUAGCAAAGCUUACAGAGUUUACAAUAAAAAUACAUUAGACAGGGAAGAAGAUGAAGAAACCUCCAAGCAAACCAAGGAAGUAAGAGAGGAACCUGAGCAAGAACAUAAAGAAAAUGCUGAAGUUCCUAAUCAAGAAAACCCAGAGGAACAAGAUCAUGGAGAAUCUAGCAACAAGGAAAAUGGAGAAGAAACUGAAGAAGAAGUGCCUCAAAUAGGAGUUCCUGCCCGAGAAUUUCAACCAAAGCCAUUCAGAUAUCGAGGCUCUCAUCCAACAGACCUUAUUAUAAGUGAUAAUGGUAGAGGAACUCAGACCAGAUCACAGUUGAGGAACUUUUGUGCCUUUUAA
Chenopodium quinoa (quinoa) is the source of this 1374-nucleotide messenger RNA. RefSeq names its product FK506-binding protein 5-like. Gene Ontology annotation, molecular function: nucleic acid binding; zinc ion binding. The transcript has 5 exons. The coding region runs from base 1 to 1374 and encodes 457 amino acids. Lineage: Eukaryota; Viridiplantae; Streptophyta; Magnoliopsida; Caryophyllales; Amaranthaceae. The record is from RefSeq and is a predicted model, not a curated record.